Molecule: messenger RNA, 4032 nt
Organism: Lutzomyia longipalpis
Lineage: Eukaryota; Metazoa; Arthropoda; Insecta; Diptera; Psychodidae
Product: hemicentin-2
Exons: 8
Coding region: 486-2021 (511 amino acids)
Biological process (GO): synapse organization; homophilic cell-cell adhesion
Cellular component (GO): neuronal cell body; plasma membrane; axon
Molecular function (GO): axon guidance receptor activity
Source: RefSeq, a predicted model, not a curated record
AACUCACGCGACAGUUGAAGAAAGACUUUCGUAGUGUACGGAUCUCAACUCUGAUCGUUUUUCCCGGCAUUUUUUUGUGUCUCCCUCAUACUUUUCUCCUCUUCGCGAUCACCGCGGAAAAGCAGGAAGUUUUCACACUUAACAAGUUUAAUUCACAGUGAAAAAAAAAUUCAAUUAUGAUUUUGUGAGGAAUUCGGCGCGCGCAUUUUUCUUCCCUCCAAUUUAAUCCGCGUGUGUUUAAAUCCUUUUAAUUUCCAACAUUAAAAGAAAUAACUGCAGAGGCUUAAUUAGGUGAAUAAUAAAAAAAAAGAUUUGUGAGAAAAACCUACGAAGGAGUGAAAAUCAAUCAUUUUCCGUGUGAAGUUUUUCCUGACAGGGAAAUCUAAAGAAUUGUGCCUUCUCACGCGUGAUUUUAGUGCAAUUUGUGGUUUAUUCUUAAAAAGGAAAAAAAAAUUACAAGAAGAAACAGCCGAAAGUGUGGAAAAAUGAUGGAAUUUUGGAAAUACCUCCUCCUUACCAGCAUAGUUGUUGGAUUAAUAGCACCAGGUUUGACCAAACCCGCAGAGACGAAGGAGCCAAAGGACGAAUACGAGGAUGAAUAUGAAAUGCAAAAAGACGACGGAGAUGACUACAAUUACCCCGAUGAGGACAACACGAGUGUGGAUAGAUCCCAAAAUACAGAAUAUAACAGCGUUGGGGGGUUAGAACCUUUGCUGGAAGUUCUGGAGACAGACAUGGAAGUUAAACCCGGAGAAAGUGCUCGAAUUGUUUGUCGAGCUAAGAACCUUUCAAAUAAAACUGUAAUUAUGUGGUACUUUGAGGAGAAUCUAAUUGCCAUGGGUCCGAGUUUGCUAAUCACCAAUGAUAGGAUGCAUCUAAAACCAAGUGAACAAUCGAUUAUGAUUGAUAAUGUCCAACAAAGUGAUGAAGGUGUCUACAUGUGCAAGAUUCUUCCUCAUGAUCUCUCAAUGAGGACCAAAUUAAUCGUUUCCAGAUCUCCUACAGUGAGGAUUUAUGACAACAUGCGUGACGUGAGCGGAAGUUCACGAACUUAUCGUGAAGGAGAUAAAAUCACCCUUGAAUGUCGCCCAAGUGGAAAUCCCGAACCAACAGUCACAUGGUCAUCCCAUGGGGUUCGUCUGGAUCGUAUUUCGGGAGUUAAGGUAGACAAUGGACGGCUAACUAUUGAGAGGGCAGAGCAUCAUCAUGCACGCGUCUAUCAAUGCCUCGCGGACAACAGCAUUGGCAAACCAGCUCAUGAGAGUGUGACCAUCAAUGUUCACUAUGCUCCCAAAGUCUCAACCCAUCGACAUGACGUUAACACCGGUGAGGGCUACGAUGCCGAACUCUUUUGCAACUUCAAGAGUGAUCCCGCUGGGAGGAGUAUGUGGCUACGCAAUUGGAAUCCCCUUGUGGAGGGUGGCAAGUACAGUAUGUCGGAGGAGCAGCACAAUCAUCACAACAGUUCCCGGUUGAUUGUGCGAAAGGUCAACAAAAGUGACCUCGGGGUGUAUCAGUGCCAAGUUGAGAAUCGCCUUGGGAGAGAUGCUACAAAUAUUUCCCUCAUCUACGAACCCGAAACUGCGCAUUUUGACGGCUACGAACUCCAACCGGAGCACAUUGUAAUCUUCAAUUGGACCGUACGUAGCAUUCAACCACUAUCAGAGAUUUCGCUGUACUACCAGAAGAGUAAUGACAAACAGUGGAAAUCUGAAAAGCCAAUUGUGGCUGAAAAGCACAAGGAACACUCUGGAGUUUGGAUUAUUCAGCACCGCGUUAAACUAUCACCUGGAACGUGGCAUGCUAGGGUUAAGUCCAAAAAUACCGAAGGCUGGUCAAAGUAUUCAGAAGCACAAAAUAUUAAUGUCCCAAUAAUCUAUACUGACAGUGAAGAUCAACUUUUCGAAAAAUUAGAUUCAACGGAAACAAGUGGAGGUUCAAGGACAUUCUCCAGCGGAUUCCACACCAGUUUACCCACAAUCUUUGUGGCAUGCUUGCUUUUCUGUGUUCGAUGGACCUAAAUUAUGGGAAGCCUUCAGUAUAUGUAUGUAGUUCAAAAAAAAAAGAAAAAGAAAUGAAGAUGGAGAGUUAAUCAAAUGAGAUACCAGAAAUACUAAAGCGAAAAUUUUAUGGAGUUAAAACAAAAUGUGUAAGAAGCUUAAGAAUCUUCCUUUUUCGCGUGAGACUAUCGAAGACGUUUAAAUGCCAUAAAAUUACUUUCUCUUCUUAAGAAUACACAGACACACACACAGAUAGAAUGUAAAAGAUUUUAAGCGAUUGAGCACAAAAAUUGAUCUAUAUUUUCUAGUAGUAAAACAAUUUUUUUUCAUGUAAAUUAUUUUGAUAUUUAGGAAAGAAACAAAUGUCUGUUAAGUUCUCUUGGGGAAAAGAAGAAAAAUCCCCCUGAGAUUUCUUUAAAUUUCUUAUCAUUAAUUCUCUUUUUUUUAUAUAAAGUGUAAGGCCAAAGUUAUUCUUACUAUGUUAUAUGAUAAAAUAAAAAAUAGGCAUUGUAAUUUAUUAAUAAACAUAUAAAUGAAAAAAAAUAAAUAAAUAAAGAGCAUUACAUUUUGCCUUCGCACAGAGAAAAAAAAAUAUUGAGACACUGUGCAGCACAUUUUUGCUUUUAGAAUGUGAAUGAAAUAAUUUUAAAGGAUGAUUAAAAGACAAAAAAGAAUAUUUAGGUUUUUCGAAAAAGAAUUUGAACAGCAAAGAAAUAUUUUUAAGACUUUGAAAAUCAGAUGAAGAUCGAAGAGUGAAAUGUUGGCAACCAUAAAGAGAUAGAAAAAAUUUUUUUAAGUCAUAAAAUUCACUUUAAGAUAUUAUAUUUUUAAUUUUUUUUGCAACAUUUUUUUUUUAAUAAUAACAUUGAUAAGAAUAUAAAUUUUAAAAUUUAGCUUCGUAUCCUUGAGUUUUUUCUCUCAUUUUUCUUCUAAAAAAAAUUGUGCUGCACAAUGUAAACAAAGAAAGCUGAAGUUGAUGAGAAAUUUUUCAAAUAACUAAAUUUAAAAAAAUAAAUCUCUCAAAAGAUAUUUUCUAAUCAAAGUUGUAGAAUUGACAAAAACAAAUCUCAGCUAAAUUGAGCUGGAGACCAAAAAAAAAUCUAAGAAAUUAUCUUUGAUAUAAAAUUUUUGAACAAAACUUGAGUGCCUAUUGAAAAAAAAUUAAAUAAAUGAAAAUAAACCAACUGAAAGAAUGUCGAAAUUAAAAAAAAAUAAAAGAGGCAGAAGUCUCUCGUAUUUUGUGAAGAAUAUUUUACAGACAAAUCGAAUAUUUUUUCAGACUUUUCUUCAUUUUCUCUGAAUGAUUUACUUUUAAAGGCAAAACGUGGCAUUAAAAUAAAAGAAAGUGUACUUUAAUGAAGAUAAAACGUGUCAUAUAAUAAUUUUAAAAAGAAAAAAAGAAUAUUUUGUAUAAUUCUUUUUCUUUGUGAAAUACGUGUAGAAACAAAAAUUGCAGAAAAUUUAGAACUUUUAUAUAAAUUUAUGCAAUUUAUGUGAGGAGAAAAAGAAAUCCAAUUUAGUGUUAGAAGGAUGAGAAUUGACAAAUGUUUCUUUGUAUUUUACAGACUCCUUAAAGUCUUUUAUUUACUAAAAGAAAAGAAAUGAAUAAAAAUGAAAAUUUCAUCAUUUCAUUUGUUUAAAUUAAAUAAUUUUUUGCUCUUUACUGUCAUCAUUUGUACAUAUUAGUUAAAAAUUCUAUAGUGACAACAUUCAAGUAUAAUAUUAUAAAUUAAAUUACAAUUAAAAAAAACAUAUUAUUGCAAAUAAGAUAAAAGAAUUCAUAAAAUCGAGCAGGUAGAAUAAAAAAAAAACAAAUUAAAAAUUAUAAAAUUCAAAAAUUGCAUUAAAAAUGUAUUUCCGGCUGACACAAGAAAAAAAGUAAAUUAUAAUAUUCUAUGUAUUUCCGAUUGAUGCGUUCUAAUCGUACAGAAUAAAUAGACACACACGCAUGAAAGAAAAUGAUGUAAUAGGAGAAGAUUGUAGAGAAAGAGAAAGGAAAAAUAAACAGAUAUUAUACAAGAAAUCUAAUAAA